AGUGAGUGGAGAGGCAGAGUAGGAUUUGAAUGUGUCCCAGCCUUUGUAAUGCUACAGACAGAAGUGUGAAACAACUGGUAGUUCCAGAAAAUCAGCUGCAAUCGGAGUAUAGACCUCUGCUGGAUGUCUUGCUUUCUUUCAGUUGGUAGAAGAACAAGAAGACACAAAAAUGGAGAACAGAAGAAAAGUGCUUGUUGUUGCAAUAAUUUUCACAGUUGCCUGCAACAAAGUGACCGCACAGGAAACAAGGCUACUGGAUUUUCUAAAUAACACAAAUGUUGUAGAUGACCAGUACAAAGGAUGUGGUGAAGAGGCCAUGAAGAGGUUCAUCGAGUCAGACGUGUUAAAACGAGAGCUAAAUAACAGUGAAGGAUUUCAGAAAGCGUGGAAUAAAAGUAUCGAGUGUUCAAAACAGAUUCCAGGAGGAAGAAAAGAGCAUACUGCUGCACUUUCAGUCUAUGUUAAUGGGGAUCACAAUUUAUUACAAAGACUGAACAAAGCAAUAGAGACAAUGGGUGGAAAUGUUAGCAUCUAUGAAAACCGCUUCCACUUCAAGUCUCUUCAUUUCCUGCUGAUGGACUCCAUGAGGCUGCUGAAGCCAAAGGAGUGCAAGAACGUUUAUGUUCUGCUAAGUGGUCAAAACCAACCACAGAAAGGCUCCACAGUGAGAUUUCCAAGUUUCACCUCAGCUUAUUCAGAUUAUGAAAAGCUAAAAAGUGAAACUGAUCUGUAUGAGGAGGUCGUUUUAAAUCUCACUUCUUGUUUCUUUGUCAACCUGAAAGACUAUGUGUGCGGUCAAGGACAGGAUGAAAUACUCUUAUCUCCAGCAGAAGUUUUCACUGUGGAGGACAUAAAUAGCAAAGUUGUGGAGGCAGAUGAUGAUUCUCAAUAUGUAGAAAUUGUUUUGAAACAUUCGGGGCUUAAAAGCUCUCACAACUGCUACAUCUUUUCACGGUCUCCUCCAGCUGUUGUCUCCACCCUGUGGCUUGUAUCAGUGCUUUUGGCCUUAUCUUUGUUUUGUUUUUUAGGUGUUUAGCAAAAACAGUUAUCAUUCAGAGUUUUCUGGGUUUUAUCAUCUAUAAUGUUGCUGCAAUUAUUCAUACAAUGUCAAAAUGAUUCA
Pundamilia nyererei is the source of this 1120-nucleotide messenger RNA. Its product is annotated as ecto-ADP-ribosyltransferase 4-like. The coding region runs from base 170 to 1036 and encodes 288 amino acids. Lineage: Eukaryota; Metazoa; Chordata; Actinopteri; Cichliformes; Cichlidae. The record is from RefSeq and is a predicted model, not a curated record. Gene Ontology annotation, molecular function: NAD+-protein-arginine ADP-ribosyltransferase activity; NAD+ poly-ADP-ribosyltransferase activity. The transcript has 4 exons.